Drosophila suzukii is the source of this 669-nucleotide messenger RNA. NCBI's taxonomy places the organism in Eukaryota, Metazoa, Arthropoda, Insecta, Diptera, Drosophilidae. The record is from RefSeq and is a predicted model, not a curated record.
UGACCGUCUGACCUGAUGCCCUGCCAACCCAACCAAACCACACGACGACCCACUCAAACUGCUGAACUCGAUUGGACUAAAAAGGACCCCACAAGCCCAAAGCCCAAUACCCACACCCAAAAACCCAAAGCCAGCCAAACCAAUUGGACGCCAACGCCAAUUUUAACUACUGUUGGCGGCGCCAGCAGCGAAUAGCGAAUAAUUGAAUCAUAAAGGACACGGACGGGCCACCGAAAGGAUCCAGAUCCAGAAUUCAGGAUCAACAAAGCCGAGCAAAUAAUUGCUGUAUAGUAGUGUGCACGCGGCCCCAGCAUUUUCCCCAUUUCCGGUUCCGGUGAAGGGGGAGUGGCCCAUUGCAAAGAAGGCAGAGGCUGCAGGGAAAUGACAGGCGUCCUGCUUUAAUUAAAGCCGGGACGUGGGCGUGGGGCGUGAGGCCCAAAAGUGUGCGCUGCAAUAAAAGUAGGAAAUUGAAACGCAAUGUGGCUGAUGCCGCGGACCGUGGACAACGCAACAAAGUGGACGAAAUUGCUUUUGGAACAGAAGAGGAUAGCAGGGAGCAGCAGCAGCAGGGAAGGCAUUAAUUUUGAUUAAAAUUCACCUGAACAUUCACAUUCAAACCAACCAAACUACCAACUAACUACCCACUACCGAGUGAAAUAUUAGCCAAAA